GUUGCUUCUGCCGCUCGUUAGCCCCGGCCACCGGCCGACCCGGGUUCCGUCUAUUUGCUGAAAUAGACGGAACGUCAUUUCACGGAAGUCACGCUAGUAUUGCCCUGGUUAGUAAAUAACACUCACACGCCACGGGCUUGUGCUGUGCUGUGUGUCACGCAGCUGUGUUGAACAUUUGUCAGCAUCGAUGGGUCGUGAGUUGUCCAGCUGUUAGUCCGAGCCUCGGCCUACGUCAAAGCCAUAGUAUGCAGAGACAUUACACGAUUGUUUGGGUAUUAACGCCGCCUGUAGCACGCAAGAUGUCAAACUGAUGACUGGAGGAAACCAACGUGAGCUUGCACGCCAGAAGAAUGCCAAAAAGCAGACUGAACACGGUAAAGGGAAGAGGGGCGACGAUGGGCUGUCUGCUGCUGCACGAAAGCAGAGGGAUGCCGAGAUAAUGCAACAGAAGCAGAAAAAGGCGGAUGAAGCUGGGAAAGGAAGCACAAAGUCCAAGUAAAGAAUGAAGUUGGAGACUAAUUCAACUCAAUGUUUCAACAACAUCCCAUGUUCAGCAUUCUUCCUGAUAUUUAUGAGAAAGGAUCUGUCAUUUUUUUUCUAGACUCACGUAUCUAGGAUCCCACAUUCUUCCCUAUUGCAAAUGACAUUGCUUGUUGGAUUCGUUAUUUUACUCGGUGAAAUUAUGUCUGAGCAAGUUAGCGGUUGUCCCAGGUGGGUGCUGCAUGCAGAAGAGCAUCAGUGGUGUAAGCAGCAGGACAAAUAUGAACAAUUCUUUACACAAAGCAUCUACGUAACAGUUGUGUAUUUUUGUACAAAAAUGUCCCCUUCUGGUUUCAAAUAAAGUGUAUCUUUUUAGUUCA
This is a messenger RNA of Xiphias gladius (swordfish), 860 nucleotides long. RefSeq names its product small EDRK-rich factor 2 (gene serf2). The record is from RefSeq and is a predicted model, not a curated record. The transcript is spliced from 3 exons. Bases 311 to 499 code for a protein of 62 amino acids. NCBI's taxonomy places the organism in Eukaryota, Metazoa, Chordata, Actinopteri, Istiophoriformes, Xiphiidae.